AUGUAUUUCGACGGCUCUAUCGCACCGAAACGCGUGGUUAGCCUUUCGGGCGCCUCCGCGUUCGGGCGAACCAACACAUUAGGCCGUAGCCAGCCAGGGUUCCUCAGGCUCCAGCAAGAGCAAGAUCGCGCGUGUCGAACCAUUGUACCAUUUCUCCGCCAUGUGGUGGAUGUAAAGCGCGCGGUGCUGCGCUGGCGCGAGUUGUUGCCGCAACUGUUAGCUCGGUCAACCGAGUAUGUAGACAAGAUAUCGUUACCUCCGGCAAACUAUUGGAAUGAUCGCCAAUCAAAACUUUGCGACAAUGGGCAAUUCGUUUGGGGCGACGGAGCAAAUUUUGGCGGAGGUGCCGGGAUCUCGUUGGAGUUGCACGGCGAAUCCGGAGGUGUGCCGCAGCCAGGCUGCGCAACCGCCGACUCGGUGACCUACCACCCGGUAUGCCAGUUGAUGCGCGCGGUGGCGGCUUUGGCUCGUGUUGACUGGCGGAACGACUAUUCGCACUAUGUGCGUCUGUGCCUGGCCCACUUCCGGCGAUGGUAUUUCAGCGAUCAGCAUGAUGAUGCCACUCGGGCCAUGAUCUCCGACCGAGCCCAGCUCGCUCAGUUGGUGAGGCUGUUCUUGAACUUUUUCAGGAUUCUGUUUCGCAGCAAAAAGCGAAAUCUGGCUAACUCGGGCGCCCAUGCGUCCCCUGCGAAUUCCGCCGCCUACGGUACCGCAUACACUUCAUUCGGCACCGGCCAGGGUGCAAUUGCAACGCAACGCGGGCCUCCAUAUGCGCAAGGUUUCGGCUUAGCUAGUCUAGGAAGGUCAGGAACCACGGGAUACGCCUACGGAACAUUGGGGAAACCAUCUGGGUUGUUCUCCCACGGCUCUUUCCGUUCCGGCGUGGAUUCCCGCACGUGGACUUACAAGGCUGAAGAGGACGAUUUCGACCUGAAUUUGACGCUAAACAACUCUAUUGACGAUAUGGAAGUGGUUACAGCUAGGCUGUCAUUCGACGAGGCGGAAAUUGUGCACUUCGUAUCGGCUUUGUUCAGGUUGGUUUCGCGCAGCCAGGCGCAGGAGCUCAACGAUGAGUUUGGAAUUGCCACUGAGUGGUACCCUGCAAUGGUAGGCCGCGCACUGGCUAACCUGGAGUACGACAGUCAUGCGUUGCUUGCGCUGCUCGAGAUCGCUACCCCGUUGCGCGAUCUCUGCACCACCAAGGAAUCCGCAUUAAGGAUGUUCGUCAAUGUUUGGGUUGUACCCAACCUUGUAAAAACGAAUUACGAUGUCAAAUUAUUGAGGUGCGCGUUUAACGCUACCUUCAACUCGGCUUUUCUGCAGGGUCUUUGCUUCAUUGGAUGCCAGGUGAAGGAUGAUCAGCCCUACGGAGCGACUUCCAACACGCGUAAUACAGUACCCGUGGGGACGGGUUCGCCUGACAGGGUGACGACUAUCGUGAGGAAUUUGACUCGGAUGGCUGGAACAAAAUCACGCAAGGCGGUGUCCCUGCACCACGACAAGUGCAAGGCAUUUGAGCAAAAUCUGCGGAUGCAAGUGGAGUCGUUUCUGGGCGCGUCUGACCUUAUGAUGUUGAUUCGGAAGGUUAAAUUGGAUUCGGGUACUCAUGACAGCUCCCUAAUGGAGCGAAUUGAAAAAUCUGUCAACUCGCAGUAUGCCCGAGAUUCCGGCGUACCGGAGAAUGUGGAGCCGUUCCCCUACGUCCGUUUGGGAUCACCACAUUCUGCUGGCCCGUCUCUGCUAGCGCAUACAGACUCUUCACAAAACCCAACCUUCACAAAUGGCUUUGCCGGUCAUAGCAUAUUCACUAAUCUGUGCAACCUGUUGAAGUUACUGAGCGAUCGGAAGCAUGGGUACCACGAUAAGGAUACCAUCGCGUCUAUUCUCUCCGUUACGUUGUUCUGCGCUCAGCUGCUCCCAGUGCCCGAACUAGAAGCGGCCGGUUUGUGGAAAUUUGACAGCACGGAAGUGUUCGCCCACUUACUCCACACUUAUCGGAAGGAUACGUACAUCGUCAUGGCUAUCACGUUGUUGCUGGUGCCAGUCGUGAAGUGGGAUUAUUUCGUGACCGAUCCGGACGCAGUUGCCAUCGCUAACGCUGCUAGAGCAGCUGAUUCCAUUGCAAAUCCCCCAGUCGAUGACUUUGACCACGACUCGUAUCGCUCCGUCUGGGAGCGGGCAACCAAGUUGCUGUUUACGUGGGAAAUUAUGAAAACCAUGCUGACGCAGUUCAAGCGCCACCACGCCAACUGUUGUGGCGGCAGCUUCAACCAGUUCGGUAUGAUUGCCACCCCGGAGCUGUCCAACGAUGGCGCUUUGUGCUGCCUGUGGCGCGCAUUCGCGACCGUGCUGGAGCAUUGCAUGUUGGUGAUGAACGACACGGAGUUGGUUGGUGACGACGACGAACCUGGCUUGUUCGACGCGGACGACGUGGCGUUCUUGGUCGCAGCGCUGAACCACACCUCGUGGUACCACACGCCUUACAGCCACGUCACUGAAGAAAUGGGGAAUUAUGGAAGAUGCCUAAACUUUCCGGAGAACUCGGUCUGCAGUUGCGGAAUAGAGGUUAAGGUGAACGCCUUGUUUCACCAUACAAAAGGCCACGGCAGCUUUACGGCCGAAUACUGGGGCAAGUUGGCCUACAAUUUCAACCUGCGUUUCCUUCGCCAGAGUGACGGCUCGCAUAGCCCGUCGGUAAUUACCGAGGUGGACCGCCUGGUGCUCAACAAGGUGCGGACAAAGCAGUUCAAGGCUCCAAUUUUGAAAUUCGUGCACUGCAUCCCCCAGACAGUCACGUUCGAGACACGCCUGCAGCUGUUCAUGGCCUACGUGGCCUAUGACAAGUCCAUGAACCGCGCCAACGUCAACAUUAGCGAAUCGGUGAUGUACAUAAUCCGCCGGUCGCACAUCGUGGAGGACGGGCUGUCGACGCUGGGCACAAUGGGGAGCACGCUUUUGAAGCAGAUUUUUAGGGUUAUCUUCGUUGACGAAACAGGGGUUCGAGAGGAGGGCGUCGAUGGCGGGGGCCUGUUUAAGGAGUUCCUCACGUCCAUCUGUUCGAUAAUAUUCAACCCGGCGUACGGCAUUUUCGAGGAAUCUCAGUUCGACGGGUCCAUGGCGCCGUCACCGAACUCCGCCAUGUUCCAUGAAGGCCAUCUGAGCGUCUUCAAUUUCGUGGGCAAGGUAAUUGGCAAGGCGUUGUACGAGCACAUCCUGAUUGAACCGGUGCUCUCGCGUCUGUUGCUUAACUUCAUUCUCAAGAAGAGGAACACGCUGAACGACCUGCGUUUCGUUGACCCUGAGUUGUACAGGAACCUUGUGAGGAUGCGCAAGAUGACAAGCCAAGAAAUCGAAAGCAUGGGACUCACGUUCACCACAACCAUCUCGUCCCUGGGAAACUCCUCGCCGGUGGAGAUCAUGAAGGGCGGAAGCGAUAUGGUGGUGACCAAGGAAAACCUUAACCUGUUCCUUUUCAUGCUUGCGGACUUCAAGUGCAACACUAUGAUCGAAAAGCAGUCAUCUGCGUUUUUGCAGGGUAUUAGCAGCGUUAUCCCGCUGGAUUGGCUGCGUAUGUUCUCCUACUCCGAGCUGGUCUACCUCAUGUCGGGGUCGUCGGAGGCCAUCAACCUCGCCGACAUGCGUGCGAACACCACCUACUCAGCGGGGUACACGGAAACCUCGGAGGUGAUUGUCUGGUUCUGGGAAAUAAUGGACGAGUUCGACGAUGAUCAACGACGCAUGUUCCUGUGGUUCGUGACGUGUUGCAAGCGCGGGCCACUGAUGGGUUUCGGGCAGCUGCAGCCUCCGUUCUGCAUCACGCGGGACCGCAACACGGACAACCUGCCCACCGCAUCCACGUGCAUAAACUUGCUCAAGCUCCCAGAGUAUGAGAGCAAAGAGGUGCUCCGCGCGAAGCUGUUGGACGCCAUGACAAUGUCCAAGGGAUUUGGCUUCGCCUGA
This is a messenger RNA of Babesia bigemina, 3960 nucleotides long. RefSeq names its product HECT domain containing protein, putative. The transcript is spliced from 2 exons. Bases 1 to 3960 code for a protein of 1319 amino acids. Gene Ontology annotation, biological process: ubiquitin-dependent protein catabolic process; protein polyubiquitination. The record is from RefSeq and is a predicted model, not a curated record. Gene Ontology annotation, molecular function: ubiquitin protein ligase activity. Lineage: Eukaryota; Apicomplexa; Aconoidasida; Piroplasmida; Babesiidae.